Molecule: messenger RNA, 1460 nt
Organism: Pangasianodon hypophthalmus (striped catfish)
Lineage: Eukaryota; Metazoa; Chordata; Actinopteri; Siluriformes; Pangasiidae
Gene: ankrd9
Product: ankyrin repeat domain 9
Exons: 1
Coding region: 312-1178 (288 amino acids)
Molecular function (GO): protein binding
Source: RefSeq, a predicted model, not a curated record
GAAGCGGGCUUUGACGGCGGAAGAAAGCAGCAUCAUCAGUAAACAAGCCGUUCUUGUCUUGGUUAAUACUCUCACGGAUUACUGAGGUUACUGAACUGUCCUCUUGGCUGCUUGAUCACUGAGUGUAACUGUUAACUGCUAACGCUGUGCAGGACAGUCCAAAUAACAACUAUACACUACCUCCAGUAAGUCUGCAGAUGUUUCAGUGUUACACACUGGCCUCAAAGUCAACCCUGCAAAAACACCCAAACAUCUCAAGAGCAGCUUUAAAUCACAACAGAGUGCAAAAAAGGGGGUAGAAGAGAGUAACGAUGCCUCUGGAUCUGGGAAUGUACGAGCGCCGCGCAGAUUACAAGUCUGAAAAACAGUGCCAGAGAACCUCGCUAGCUUUCUAUCAGGCUGUGCGGGAUCUGCUGCCGGUGUGGCUGCUGGAGGACAUCCGCGCCACUGAAGCGUUCCACUGGGAAGACGAAGGUCGCGCAUGCGCUUUCUCGCCGUCCGAAGCGCUGCUCUACGCGCUCGUCCACGACCACCAGCAGUACGCGCGCCACCUGCUCCAGCGCUACUCCGUGCACGCGCUGGCCAUGCCGAGCGCGAGCUUCCGCUGCUGCGCGCACUCCGCCACCCCGCAUGUCGCCGUGGCCGUGCGCUACAACCGCACGAGCAUUCUCAAAAUCAUGAUGGACACCCUCAAGGACUUCGCGGACGAAGGCGAGAAAAAGCUGCUGUUGAAUCACCGCGGGUGCGCGCACGCAGAGGGAGGCAAAACGGCGCUACAUCUGGCGUGCGACCUCGCGCGCCCUGAGUGUUUGCUGCUGUUGCUGGGCCACGGCGCGUGCCCGUACGUCACAGAUCGUGCAGGAGACACACCUCUGGACUGCCUGCUGCAACAAAUCAGCCAAAGUGACAUGGACAUGCGUACGAAGCGCGUGUGCCUCGGAUAUCUGGUGCUGUUCAUGCCCGCGCUACGCUUCCGCAUGCGCACGGAGCUGCGGGAGAAGCCCGCACUGUGGAGCCGCCUCAUCGGGGAGCAGGCGCUCCAGUGGCUCUCUGGUCAAUGUCCACCAUCGCUGUUCGUGCAAUGCAUGCGCAAAGUGACGCGAUCCGUCCCUGACGAACAGCUCGAGUCCCUGCCUGAUUUCCUCAGACCACCUGAUUUCAGACUGCACCAGUCUUAACGCGUGAAGGACAUAUCCUCUCUCUGCCUGUGACUGAUGGCAUCAACACGGUCCCUUAUUUAAAAAAGUGUGUAAAAAGUUUGGAACGCUUCAAGUUAGGACAAGAUGUGGAAACUGGUUCUGUGCUGUUUUUGCGGGUUGAUGAAAUAGACCAUCUAGGACUGCUACACUAAUUACUGCACUGUAAAUAUGUCAAUGUUGUAAAAUAGAAUGAUACCAAGUGACGCUUGGUAACUGUUUUAAAAAUAUUUUUAAAAAAUAUAUAUUUUUUUGUGAAAACUA